CCUCCUCCCCCUCUCGUACCCCAUGGGGGACAUAAGGAGCAACAAGGGGGAAGUGGAGGUUUGACACAUAAACGGUAUCUGUGCCAUCCUGUAACUCCGGUCGGAGUGGCCGCCGGUGUGGGUGGAAUGCGGCUGCCCGUACUUGUGGCGCUCUCCAUCGUCUGCGCCCUGAUCCUCUCUCCGGCUAAUGAGGGCUGCGGGCCGGGGAGGGGAUAUGGUAGGAGGCGGCCACCGCGGAAGCUCACACCGCUCGCCCUCAAGCAAUUUAGCCCUAACGUGGCUGAGAAAACCUUAGGAGCGAGCGGCAGAUACGAGGGGAAAAUAACCAGGAACUCGGAGCGAUUUAAAGAACUUAUUCCGAACUACAACCCCGACAUCGUAUUCAAAGAUGAAGAGAACACAGGUGCGGACAGACUGAUGACCCAGCGCUGCAAGGACAAGCUGAACUCCCUGGCCAUCUCGGUGAAGAACAUGUGGCCGAACGUGAGGCUGCGCGUGACGGAGGGCUGGGACGAGGACGGCCACCACUCCAAGGAGUCCCUGCACUACGAGGGCCGCGCGGUCGACAUCACCACCUCCGACCGCGACCGCGACAAGUACGCCAUGCUCGCCCGCCUGGCCGUGGAGGCCGGCUUCGACUGGGUCUACUACGAGUCCAAGGCCCACGUGCACUGCAGCGUCAAGUCAGAUCACUCGGUUGCAGCGAAGACCGGGGGGUGUUUCCCGGGGCGGGCGUGGGUCACCACAGAGGGCGGCGGGGUGAAGGCGGUGCGGGACCUGCGGCUGGGCGAGCGGGUGCUGGCCUCCUCGGAGAGCGACGGCAGCGGGGACCUAGUGUUCAGCGAGGUGCUCGCCUUCCUCGACCGCGACCCCGCGGCCCAAAAGCACUUCGUGGUGAUCGGGGCGGAGGGAGGGGCCACGCUGUCCCUCACGCCCGCCCACCUGCUGUUCGUGACGGAGGGGAACUGCUCGAGCCGGGCGGCUGGGGGGGCACUGCGGACAAUAUUCGCCAGCGAGGCGCGGCCGGGACAGUGCGUGCUGACAGCAGCGGGGGAGGGGGCGAGGGGGCAGCUUUCGCUCAUCACCUGGGUGCGGCUGCGGGAGGACAGGGGUGCGUACGCCCCCCUCACCCGGCACGGCACGCUUGUGGUCAACGGCGUCCUGGCCUCCUGCUACGCCGCCGUGGAUCAGAGCCGCCUGGCCCACUGGGCCUUCGCCCCGCUCCGCCUGCUCUACAACUGGACCGGAACCGGUGGCCCCCAGGGGGUCGGGAUGCACUGGUACUCUCGGGUUCUGUACUGGAUCGGGACCUUGCUGCUGGACCCCGAGCACUUCCACCCCUGGGGCGUGGCCGACUCGGAGAGAUGAGGGAGGAAGAGGAGAGACAGGAAGUGAGGAAGACAAAUGAGGGACCUGCAGAGGAAGCAGAGAGGAGAGACAGAGAGAGAGAGCAAGAGGGAGACAAUGGUGAAGAUGAAAGGACAAGGAACAGGGUAGGUUAGAGGGAGGACAAUGAUGCGGUGAGGGAAAGAAAAAAGUGACGAAGAAAAUGCGAGGAAGAGAAGAGAAAAAGAGAGAUGGAGAGUUAGGAAGAGGGUCUGAUCUGAUCUGCCCCAGGGGAGGGCUCUCAGGAAAGCACAGAUGAUGCAGGAUCUUUUGGGAGCAUGGGCCAGGGCCUCCUACCCCAAUGGCAAAUACCAAGGAAUCCAAAUACUAACAGACACACAGUAAUUCUGAGGUAUGAUUCAUUGGCAGUGUUUAAUGCUUUCAGUCCUCAAGACAUUUACUUUUAAUGACGGCUACUUCAAAGAGGGUUCACCAUUAAGAUGAAGCUGAACCAAGAUGGAGCACCUCACCACAGAACAAGGACCUUCGUGCUCUGGACACUGGAGGAGACCGCACUCACACACACAAGCACACACACACACGCACACGCAUACGCAAGCACACACAUAUACACGCACACGCAUGCAUGCAUAUGCAAUUAAAAAAAUGUGGGGUUCAUUCACCCACACUCAGGUAAGCACCAGAAUAUAUCACUUGUUCUGUGGGAUCUUGGUGCUGCUACCCGCGGUAGCGUCUGGAAGACGUGCAGAGAGAGACUUGAGGUGUGCCCACUUCCGAGGGCAGGAACUGUACAGUGUGUUAUUGUGCAGCACACUCUAAUCAAAACCCCACUGAAGGACUGAAACUAAACUCUUAAGAGGACAUGGAAGCAGGUGAGUCCCAUUCCAGGCUCACCGCAGUGGCUACUCUGACUGGACAUCCGGACCAUCCACCUAUCUCUGUUUAACUGUCAUCUCAUCGGAAAAAUGCGUACAUGUCAUGUAUUACUGUAUUGUCAGAAAGUAUUUAACUAUUUUAAAGGAAUAUUUACUUUGUACAAAAAGAGAUGUGUAAAUGUUUAUGAUAUUAUGAUGUUUUGCGAAAAUGACUAUUUAAAGAUUUAUUUUUCAACAUUAAA
Molecule: messenger RNA, 2464 nt
Organism: Megalops cyprinoides (Indo-Pacific tarpon)
Lineage: Eukaryota; Metazoa; Chordata; Actinopteri; Elopiformes; Megalopidae
Product: indian hedgehog B protein-like
Exons: 3
Coding region: 127-1368 (413 amino acids)
Biological process (GO): multicellular organism development; cell fate specification; intein-mediated protein splicing
Molecular function (GO): patched binding; calcium ion binding
Source: RefSeq, a predicted model, not a curated record